GCACUAAGUAAAACAACCGGGUAGUUUUCACCUCGAAAAGUCUAAGCGUAUCCCGUGCAACGGUGUAACUACAACAAUUUCUGCGUUUUUCGACUAAAACAAGAAGAGACACGACCGGCUUCUAGCCCUAGUAACUUCACUACCCGAGGUGCGAUAGGUAUGCCACAAAAAGCAUUGGUCAGAUCUAGAUAUAUGUUCCGAUAUUAUAUUAGAGGAUAACGAGGAUAAUUACUUAGCUGUUGAGGCUGCAUGUGCAAACUGCAAAGGCAAACAAAAUGACUGCAACUGCCACUGCGUCCGUUCAACCUCCGCCCUACUCGCGAUUACGAAUUGCACUCGUUCGUCACGGCGAGAGCACCAACAAUGUACUCGAAGCGACUGGCGUUCCCUUCUACUACUGGAAGGACCGGUCUGCUGACCCUGACCUCACGGAUCGCGGAUUCAAACAAGCCGAAUUGCUCGCGCAGCACUUGGGGGAUGAACGGAAGUCGCAAUUCUGGGGUCUACAUCCUAUAUCGGAGCUUUGGGUAUCGCCUGUAAAACGCACGAUGCAAACGAUCCGGCCGCUCAGCCGUACAAAACUAGUCCGGAGCGACGGACCGUACUUUGCUCAACAAGACGCAACGCUUGCGAAGGAUGCAGCAGGCUUCAACAAAGACUCGAGAAGGAUGUCAGCUUACGCAAAAACAACGCAGGGAGAACGUACAUGGUCUGGACACAAUAUUUCAGAUUUUCAAUCUUUGCUUCAGCUUUUACUGUUGCUGUGUGCUCCUACUGCAAGUUCGUUCUCACAAUGGCUUCGUUUUGCAUGUCUGCUACAGAAUCUAAAAUGUUUAUUUGGAAGUCAUGUUUUCGUUUUCCUUUUUUCGUUACUUCCCAGUCAGAUUGGCUCUACCAGUAUUAUUUGGAAGUCGGAUUAUCCUCGAGGACGAACAAGACGAUGGAUUAAAAUGCUGUACUAGUAGAGGAUGUUGUCUGUGUUUGUAGUCAUGUUGAUCUUGAAUCAAUUUGAUUGAAUUACAAUCUCUAGGUCUAGAUGUCGAGCGCAGCGUGCUGCAUCCGCGUCUCCAGCUACGCGCAUUCGAGCAAGGAGGGCUGUUUAGCGUACCGGUUUUCGAUACAGAUCCGUCAAGUACGAAAGCAAACGGUAGUUCGCACUCAUCACCUACAAGAAGAGACAACUCCAGUAGAGGACAAGAACCCGAGGGAAAGACGAAUGUCCCUAAGCAAAUCGAGUUCUCGUUUGGGCCGUACGAGGCAGUUGGCGGCUUGACGCGAAGCCAAAUCGUGCGCGACUUUCCGGGCUACGUCAUGCCGGACUCUGUGACAGAGAAGGGGUGGUAUCGACCGCUAGACCCUGAGCGGCCCAGAGAAACGCAUGGGGAAUCACAACUACGGGCGUACGGCUUCGCUAAGAUGCUGAAAGCGCGUGCGAAAAAACUUCAUGCGAAUGGUCCUGACUGCUACCUUGACAUCUUAGAAGAACUCAUAGCGUGCAACUGCAGUACCUUGGUCUUCACAGGUCUAAAGGAUUCAAACCAUGAAGGCGUUGUAAACCAUGAAGGUAUUUUUGCUUUUCAUAAGAACGAAAGUGAAAGAACGUCGAGGUUGCUCUUAUUUUCACGAGCAACUACCUCUAAUCCGACUUUCAGGUGUAGCAGCGCACUGCGCAGGGAUGGAUCACUUUCCUGCAGCAAACAAAAAGCCGCAAUCUGAAAACAUCGUGCUCGUGGCGCACUUUGACUUCAUCACGCAACUCCUCUCUUCCCUCAUGCAUUUCGAGUCUACCGAUCCUAGUGCGAAGGAAAGUGGAGCCCUGAUGCUUCCAUCAGUUAAGCUUCUUUGUGUCUGUUCACGAGAACGCGUCGACAUCUAUGGACUGCUUCUUUGUUUCCUUAAAGUAUUCCGGGCAACAACAAACGCCAUUAAGCACCACCAUAAGACGACUUCUAGGGACCCACUAGCAAUCAGACAGCUGCCAAACUCUAAUUUCCCUACGACCUCGAGUGGCCAGACAGUCGGAACAUGGUUCCGGUCCUUCAACACCGGCGUCACCGUGAUUGAUAUUGACGGUCGAACCGGUCAAGUCGGGAUUGUGGUGGCCAACUCGAUUGACCACCUAAGGGACCAUCCAGAGCUAGUAUCCGGCUUCUCGCUCGGGCAUGUGAAACAAGACGCAUAUUUAUGUUUGAGAAAGAGAAUCUAUUUCCGUAUGUAGCACUACCACUAGAACAUCUUCUUCACUACAAACCGAGUAGUUGUAGUAGAGACCUUACAUCAUUUACUCGCUACCGCUGUAGCAUGCACUUUUAUCUUCCAUGUUACUGACCAGAAGUAGCGCAGCGUAACCGCAAACGGACGAUAAUGACUACAGUUUUGAAGGUGCAGUUGUUGGUAAUUAGUCUAACAAACCAACCAGACGAAGUUGCAAUAGCGGAUACGAAUGGGGGGACUCAUUUCAACGGAAACAGCCCGAGCAGUGACAAAAAGAAACGAAAGGUGGCACCAGCAGAUCAUGGACGAGACUUUGCCUGAUGAUUAUCUUUAGUUGGGUCUCGACCUCGAGAAGGAGGUCCUCCGCAUACUUAUCUUUUUAAGCGUCUCUCACCUCCUUGUCUAGGUGAUGAGAGACGGUUAAAAAUGGCUCCUUGUCUAGGGGAUGAUCACAACCACUAGAAAGUUCCUCAGUUCCUCCUGAAGUAUUUGUCGAAUGGUUUAGUGUGACGUAGAAAACUGGAGACGCGAGAUGUUAGAGUGCUCCACUUCCACCUCAACGCGAAGAACAUGUCAUUUUUGAGGGAUUUGUUUGUAAAAUGCAGUCUUCAGUCUUCAAGAAUCAAGAUCAGAAAAUAAACUAGUUGCAUUGGAAUCAAUGUGUCUGGGUUGCAUCCGGACCCUUGCAAACACGAAACAAGAGCUGGCCAUCGGUAUGGAGUGACUCAUCCUCCUCACAGAGCUGUGUGGACGUGCUUUUUUUUGUUCGUAACUAAGUCGUCGCGACAAGUGAGGGAGUGAGUGGUGAAAACGCAUUUUCUCUUUGGAUUUACCCGAGUCAAGUUUAGUUGUCUCCCGGUCGCGAGAGUGGCCUUGAAGGGCCAGCGAUGGGUUGUCCUUCACCCAGUACUGGCGGAAUGCAAAUAGACUGGAGUCGGAGCCAGGCGGGUGCCCGACACGGGUGCAAGGCGUGCUUACGAGUAUCGAUUCGCACACGCUGGUAGCCAACUACGUCCUACAGGGUGACGUUACCGAAACAGCCAUUCUGGACGGCCGUGCGAUGAACGAAAGUACCGACCGGCAGGUAAGUGCAGGGGGACGGGCGAAGAUGGUUAGCAAAAAAGUUUCUGAUGAGCAACGCGAUAUCACGUAUUGCUGCGGCUGCAAACAUACUUCCUUGAAAUUGUCUACGAGAUGUAACUGCGAUCGUGAGCUUCUGUCGGUUCUCAAAAACAUCAAAUUUAUUGAUGAAAAGAACGAUCACUAUG
Molecule: messenger RNA, 3482 nt
Organism: Amoebophrya sp. A25
Lineage: Eukaryota; Dinophyceae; Syndiniales; Amoebophryaceae
Source: the annotation of a GenBank genome assembly